AUGCGCCGUACUAGCCCGGCGCAUGAUCGUCGGAAGCGCAGUGUCUUGCACUCUGCGAGCGUGCGGUUCUCGAUUGCAAGGGGCCUCUCUUCAUGCUUCGUCCUGCGACAUUGGCCGACGAGCCGUGGUGGUUCUCCCCCGCAUAGAACCAUCCCUGUCCGUUUCCAGGACGCUCCGCCGGGAUCACCACAAUCGCGUUUGCCAGAGCCCGACGCCAGCGAGCCUCCCGCUCAUGACCAGCCUCCGGCGGACGGCGAGGCGCAGGCGGACGACGAGCCCGAACACGGCCACCGUAGCCACGACGUCACAGGGCCGCUGCCUGAGCCGACACCGGAGCCAUCGAAACAGGCUGUGGCUCUCAUCAACGCUCUGAAGGACGUCAUCACCGCUCUGAAGAACGCAUCGCUCGAGGGAUCUCGCCUAGAUCCUACGGCUAAUCGCGAGCUCCGGCUUGCGCUCCAGCUGUUCGUCAUCAACGGGCAUUCAGAAAGGUCGUCUCGCCUGGACACCGCGUCGAUCGUGGAGGACUACGAGGGGAGGUUCCAGCUCCCGACUUACGAGGCGAUGCAAAGACUGGUGCAAGAGCUCAGCGGCGUCGUCCCGAUUGUCACCGCAAUGUACCCGGAGACCAGCGUCGCCUACACGGAGUGUGGUCCACCUCGCUACGAGUGGAAUCUCGGACGUCAUGGGUACGCGCAUACAGGGCAUAAGCCGUUCUGGACCUUGACUGACAAGCUUAUGGCUCUGUCCUACGGCCAGCUCACACGAAUGCAGAGAUGUGGUUCACGCGGCGUAGUCAUCGGCUUCCGAAUCAUUGUUGGGAGCUGA
Molecule: messenger RNA, 828 nt
Organism: Dichomitus squalens LYAD-421 SS1
Lineage: Eukaryota; Fungi; Basidiomycota; Agaricomycetes; Polyporales; Polyporaceae
Exons: 3
Coding region: 1-828 (275 amino acids)
Source: RefSeq, a predicted model, not a curated record